AUCCCACCAGUCUGAAGUUGUAAAUGGAAUUUUCUGGCCACAGGGAGCAAUAGAGGCUGGGUGGCCUUCAUUAACCCUGUAAAGGGUUGUUUUAGCACUUACUGGCUCCAGAAAAUUAUGUAAAAAUAUGAGAAAGUUGCAUAGUGUCUCUUUAAAACCCGUACAGCAGCCAGCUAAUAGGGGCGAUUCAGUUCCUUUCAGUGUGAACAUCAAAUCAAUCAAUCAUUCAAUCAAAGAUACUUUAUUAAUCCCAGAGGGAAAUUAGAGUUUCAGUACACACAAUUCAGAGAUCAGACAUACAUGGGCAAGACACAUGACAAGAAUUGGUGACUGUGGUAAUUCGCAACCCUGAGUCGUGCUAUCUUAAUAGAGAUAAGAGGGUUACAUGAGGAAUUGAUUCAGGAGGAGGGGGGAAAAAGGCACUUCAGAGUUACCCUCCCACCAGGAGGGCAGCUUUGCUCUGCAAUAAAACACCUCAGAUAUGCAACAGACUUCAGACAACACAACAUAAGUGUCCACUAGGUGGGGUGGUGGGUUGGGACUAUCCCUACUUCAGUUCUUGCAGCCACGAUAAGCAGCGCAUGUCACAUCAGUGUGGAUAGGGGGAGGAGCAUUAAGGGUUGGAGGGUUGUAGUGACCCUGGAACAUUUCAGCAGCCUUCCUGCAGUCCCACCCAGGCUGAGAAAGGAGACAGAGUUGACUUGCCAUAGCGAAGGCACAUUCCACAUAUCUUCUGAGGGAGGAGUUUUCGUUGGAGCCUUGCAGGCUCAAGGGCGCCAGAUUCCGGUUAGAAAUUGUUUUGGGGCCGGACAGAGAUAAUUUCCUCUCUGUCUUACAGUUUGUUGGUCCUCAACCUCUCAAAAUCCCAAUAAUGGACGUUAAUCUAUCCCAAUCCGUGCUGAUUCGUCCACUCUGUCCUUGAUGGCAUCCAUCUCCGCCAAAGUCCCAAGCUUAUGAUUCAUCUCGACAAUUAUUUGAGUCUGUGAAUUCACAGCGUGGUGCAAACCAUUUCUGAGCUCCGGGAACAGGCCAAUAUUCCUCGACAGCUCAUUAAUUUUCCGGUAAGCCAGGUAGCCUCCAAGACCAAUGAGCAGGAAACCUGACACCAACACCACGAAUAUCCACACAUCUUCAGAGUCUUCCACAGACAGCUGAGAUAGACAGAUCAAGUUCCACUGUUUCCAGGAGUCCAUGAUGUGUCCAACUGGGUCAACAUCAACAAUACCAUCAAAAGCACCUGCAAGUUAAAGCUGCAACAGCAAAUCUGCUAAAAGAGCUAGCUAUUAAACACAAACAAGUUCAUGGAAAACUCGCCCCGUCUGUCGUCUAUCAUCUCCAAACCACAUUCCCAGAGGAAACGAGACAGCGCUAAACACCCGUCGCUGUUUUCUAGGUCCAAACAUCUUUUGGUGUUUCUCUUUUUGGGACUCUGGUAGUUUGUCCUAAAUGUGAAUUGCCGGAUGUUUCUCCUCUGAUAUUAGUGAGCGGAGAACCUCUCACACCAGUGGUGUUCUGCUGCCAAAUGCAUGAGUGCAUAAUGAGUGGAGGACCCAGGGAAGUGCGGCGGUUUGGCAAGACCAACAACCAGUGGUUCCUUUCAGCUCGAGCCGUUAUUGGUGGAGGGUUUUAGACAAAUGCAAGAGAACAAAUGCAUAAAUAAUGUUUCUUUCUUUUAAAUCUCAACAGCAUGUAAUGCUAUGUUUAGAUGAAAAAAAUGUUUUCCGCUGAUUUGUUAUCCAAAUUUUCCAUUGCAGCUCUAAAGCUCAGUCAUAAAUUGUUAUUAUUAGUUCUAAAUUGGACACAAAGUUGAUCUGGGAAUAUAAAUGUGAGAAUGAAAGUGUUUUCUUUUUAUACGAGCCUCAGUUUUACCCCCCAGAAUGAGUCAAUUCAUCCACAGAGAAAACUAAAUCUAAAGAAGAGCAAAUGCAAAGGAAAGAGUCAGAAAACCAGGGUUAGUUCAUAUGAGUCACAACUAAAACCCUGAAGGGCUUCAGAGUUUCUGAGUAAGAAAUUAUAAAACGGUCACAAACACUCUGGAUGAUAAACUUCAUCGUGAUUAAAUCCACCGGUACCGAGAACAAGGGCUCAAGUUUCACGGCACUUCACAUAAAUCAGUGUGUUUAGGAAUUUUCCUCGUGAGCUUUAUUAAAUGUAGCCGUCAUAUUUAGUUAGACAGUAAUGAGGUUUUAAUUUCACCUGCAGAAAUGUGUGAAAGGUCACAGAGGCCGCGUGUGAAGAGGGUGCUAAGUUCACGAGUUUAAAUGAACUGAUAGUACAACAAGGAGGAUUUCAGAAUAAAGACAUAUCAUAUUACUGUACAUGGUCGUGUGUGUGUGUGUGUGUGUGUGUGUGUGUGUGUGUGUGUGUGUGUGUGUGUGUGUGUGUGUGUUUGUGUGUGUGUGUGUGUGUGUGUGUGUGUGUGUGUGUGUGUGUGUGUGUGUGUGUGUGUCCUCUGCAGAGGCCAUUUGUAAUCAGCUGUUAAAGUGGGCUCUCAUCUGUCAGGAGCGUUUGGAAGCAGCAGCAGUGAAGUUGGACGACAGACUGAAAGGACGGCCAGACGGUACCUGGACCACGUUCUGAUCAGCUUCGUGUUGGUUUGAAAGUGUGUGUGUAAGGUUUCCAGUUUGUUUCGGACUGCUUCUGAUUCAGACCCAAUUGAAAAGGAAAGGAUGAUUGAGCUUGGUCUGGCUGACGGGAGCCUGAUUGACGAGCUGAUGGAGCUGACGGCUCAGAGCAUCGGCCACCUGGAGAUCCAGGAACAUUUCAACAUCAUCAAGGAGAUCGGCCGAGGGAAAUACGGAAAAGUGCUGCUAGUCACGCAUCGUUUCAGGGGGACCCCCAUGGCCCUGAAAGUGAUGCCCAAAGCCUCAACUAAGCUGCAGGGCUUUCUGCGGGAGUACUGCAUCUCCUUACACCUGUCCUGCCACCCCUGCAUCGUGGGCCUGUUUGGCAUCGCCUUCCAGUCCAAAGAGCACUACUGCUUUGCUCAGGAGCUUGUCAUUGGCAGGGAUCUUUUUGCUGUCAUUCAGCCAAAAGUGGGCAUCCCAGAAUCCUCAGUGAAACGUUGCGUCCUCCAGAUCUCCAGUGCUUUAGAGUUCAUCCACAGCCACGGCCUGGUCCACCGGGAUGUAAAACCUGAAAACAUCCUGCUGUUGGACAGCCAGUGCUGUCAGGUCAAGUUGGCGGACUUCGGCCUUGCCCAGAAGAGAGGCACCAUUAUCCGCUUUGUCGCGGGAACGCUGCCCUACAUGGCACCAGAACUUUGCGCCGUGGCUCUGCUGGACAACCAGAAGGAGGUGACAGCGGCUCCUCUGAGCAUUGAGCCAAGCCUCGACACCUGGGCCUUUGGGGUGGUUAUCUUCUGCAUCCUUACAGGCUACUUCCCCUGGGAGCGCUGCAUGGGCUCGGACAGCUUCUACCAGGAGUUUGCUGACUGGUGCACGAUGGAGAAGGAAGCUUAUGCAGAGGAGGACAUCCCUCCUUUGUGGAGGAGGUUCACUCCAGAAGCUUUGGAGAUGUUUGGAAAGCUUCUAGCUCUAGAUUCAAUAAAGAGGAGCACAGUGGGAGCGGUGAAAGCAUACAUGGAGAUAGACUGGCUGAAGAAAGAAAAUGGAAAUCAGCUGCAGAGAACAGGACAAGGAAAGAUACAUUCUACAGGGAGGUAAAAGGAGGUGAAGGAGCAUCCUGGUUCAUUUAUAAGAGAGAGCAGACACAGUUACUGGGGAUUUCCCACAAUAUAUGAUGUCAAUAAGAACACUCUGAUGUCUAUAUGAGAUGUUUUUUUAGGAUUCUUCAAGUGUCGGUGGAAUGUAAAGCCACAUUAACUUGUUGUUAAAUAAAAGCAGCUUGGGUGGUCAUGUA
Messenger RNA from Nothobranchius furzeri (turquoise killifish), 3861 nucleotides. RefSeq names its product serine/threonine-protein kinase SBK1. Gene Ontology annotation, biological process: peptidyl-serine phosphorylation; peptidyl-threonine phosphorylation. The record is from RefSeq and is a predicted model, not a curated record. Lineage: Eukaryota; Metazoa; Chordata; Actinopteri; Cyprinodontiformes; Nothobranchiidae. Gene Ontology annotation, molecular function: ATP binding; protein serine/threonine kinase activity.